Stegodyphus dumicola is the source of this 881-nucleotide messenger RNA. RefSeq lists its product as uncharacterized. The record is from RefSeq and is a predicted model, not a curated record. NCBI's taxonomy places the organism in Eukaryota, Metazoa, Arthropoda, Arachnida, Araneae, Eresidae.
UCUUUUUGUCGAUAUGGGAGAUAUUUAAAUGUUAAGAGACGAGAGUUAAAAAGUUUCUGGGAAAAUUAAACAGUUUACUACCUCAGACUGCUGCUGCGUCUUUCGUUUAAGAUGGAAUUCUUCUGGUAUACGUUGUUUGUAAUUUUAACUACCCUUGGUAAUUUGACAUCAGCCACAGAAUGUAAUAAAGAAAGUAUAAAAGCAUGUAUGGCUGCUCUCCAGCCAUAUUUGGAUGCUGCAACUCAAAUGGAGGAUAAAGAUAAGGUAGCACAAGAAUUUUGCCAAACAUUUCAAAAAGGACAAAACUGCUUGAAGGAAAUAUCCGAGUCUUGCAAAAAAAGCGAACCUGAUAUUGCUGCCGUAGCCAGGAGUUUUUCUGAUUAUUUGGAGCGAAUGUGCGAACUGGGAUCUGAAAUACAAAACACUUAUCCGAAACUUACUAGCUGCUUUAAAGAACAUGAAAGUGAGUUCAAGAAGUGUGCCUCGGUAGAAUUCACUGGCAAGACAGAUGAAUCACUGCAAAAAAUUUGCAAGGAAAUGAAGACGGUAUUAUGCUUAGCAGAGAAAAGCAAGAAAACUUGCGGUGAUGAAGGGCAACGUUUCGGAUCGGCAGUUGAAAACGUUAUGCAUGAAGAUUAUUCUUUCAUAUGCGGUGGAGCCCCGAAAUUCGUCGUCAACAGCUGGAUUUUCAUUCUUGUAUUAUUUGUUUCGUAUUGGAUUAGCACACAAGCGUGAAAUUUUGCUUAAAAAGGAAAUUUUUAUUUUAAAUGUAAUAUUUUAUAAAAUAAUUCAGAAAAAGUGAUAAUCAUUUAUAAAAGAAUCUUAAUAAAUGACUUUUGUGUGUGUCGUUCUAAAUAAAGGGUUUAUUAUUAGUUUCACAA